AUGGCGGAGCAACCUCUCAACGGUGCCUUCUACGGCCCCUCAGUCCCCCCUCCGGCUCCCAAAGGCUACUCUCGUCCACGUCGGCACAGCCGCGGUUGUUGCUGCUGCCUCCUCAGCUUCUUUGUAAAAGUCAUCAUAGCCCUUAUUGUCAUCCUUGGCAUAGCCGCUCUUAUCUUCUGGCUCAUCGUCCGUCCUCGGUCCAUCAACUUUCAUGUGACCGAAGCGUCCCUUACCCGCUUCGAACACACCUCCCAGGACAACAUUUUAAGGUAUAACCUAUCCCUCACAGUCCCUGUUCGCAACCCUAACAAGAGGAUUGGAGUGUACUACGACAGGAUUGAAGCUCAUGCCUACUACGAUGGAAAGCGGUUUAGUUCCACCACGUUAACUUCGUUUUAUCAAGGACACAAAAACACUACCGUUCUCAGACCAAUGUUCCAAGGCCAAAACCUUGUUAUCUUUAACGCCGAAGAGUCACGUACUUACAACGAGGAGACGAUCGCUGGAGUUUACGAUAUAGAGAUCAAGUUGAGGCUUAGGGUUAGGUUUAAGCUUGGGGACUUAAAGACUCGGAGGACUAAGCCUAAGGUUAACUGCGAUGAUCUAAGGCUUCCAUUAAGUACCUUAAACGGAACUGCAACUCCAUUUACCAUUCUCCCUAUCAAGUGCGACUUUGAUUUUUAA
Molecule: messenger RNA, 684 nt
Organism: Eruca vesicaria subsp. sativa (arugula)
Lineage: Eukaryota; Viridiplantae; Streptophyta; Magnoliopsida; Brassicales; Brassicaceae
Source: the annotation of a GenBank genome assembly